Brassica oleracea var. oleracea is the source of this 981-nucleotide messenger RNA. RefSeq lists its product as uncharacterized. The coding region runs from base 73 to 918 and encodes 281 amino acids. The record is from RefSeq and is a predicted model, not a curated record. The transcript has 3 exons. Lineage: Eukaryota; Viridiplantae; Streptophyta; Magnoliopsida; Brassicales; Brassicaceae.
AAAGAAUAAUUAUUCACCGUUAAAAAACUUCGUGAGGGAGAGAGAGAUUAUUACACAUAAUAGGUCGAUGAUAUGACAACAUCUCUGCUUCUUCUCAGACAUUCCUCCUCAGCUGCUCUCUUCUCCUCUUCCUCUUUGGUCUUCUUCGCCAAGAACACAAACUCCUCUCGCUCCUUCACUUCCAUCAAGAUGGAACAAAACACGGCGAAGAAGAAGGUCUUCGUUGCCGGAGCCACAGGACAAACCGGGAAGAGGAUCGUGGAACAGCUCUUAUCCCGCGGCUUCGCCGUCAAAGCCGGCGUUCGCGAUGUAGACAAAGCGAAAACAUCUUUCAGACAAGACCCAUCUCUUCACUUCGUUAAAGCAGACGUGACAGAAGGCUCAGAGAAGCUAGCAGAAGCCAUCGGCGACGACACUCAAGCCGUGAUCUGCGCCACUGGCUUCCGCCCCGGGUUCGAUCUCUUCGCUCCUUGGAAGAUCGAUAACUUCGGAACGGUGAGCUUGGUGGACGCGUGUAAGAAGCGAGGAGUGGGCAGGUUUGUUCUCGUGAGCUCGAUCUUGGUGAACGGAGCUGCGACGGGACAGAUUCUUAACCCGGCGUACAUCUUCCUCAACGUCUUUGGGCUUACUUUGAUCGCUAAGCUUCAAGCUGAGAAGUAUAUCAAAAGAUCUGGCGUUAACUAUACUAUUGUGAGGCCCGGUGGGCUUAAGAACGAUCCUCCUUCGGGAAAUGUAGUCAUGGAGCCUGAGGAUACGUUGUCUGGAGGGAGCAUAUCGAGAGACCAGGUGGCUGAAGUUGCGGUUGAAGCUUUGCUUGAUGAGGAGGAGUCUUCUUACAAGGUUGUGGAGAUUGUUGCUAGUGCUGAUGCUCCUAAACGUUCUUACAAGGAUCUCUUUGCUUCGGUUAAAGGACAUUAACUAACGAGAAUCACAAUGUAAUGAUGAGUCUCAUGCUCUAUUACAGAACCUUUAUUUCUCUUA